Salvelinus namaycush (lake trout) is the source of this 1275-nucleotide messenger RNA. It is a transcript of the gene vhl, whose product is annotated as von Hippel-Lindau tumor suppressor. NCBI's taxonomy places the organism in Eukaryota, Metazoa, Chordata, Actinopteri, Salmoniformes, Salmonidae. The record is from RefSeq and is a predicted model, not a curated record. The transcript has 3 exons. The coding region runs from base 195 to 710 and encodes 171 amino acids.
CAUAACAAACACAAGCGACUUGCUGGCUGGCAUGAAAAGACAAGAUAUAACAACUUUAAAUAAGUUACCUUUAUAAUGUCGCGUUUGCGUUUAUGACUAUAUGUUUAUCAUACUUUCUUCAAGACAUAUCUUGUUAGCUACAGCUGCUAGAUCAAUUUAUACUUUUUGUUGUUGUUGCUAGCUAACGUUAAAUUAUGCCUCAAGAGAUUCAAGGGGGAGAAGAACAGCUCCCGUUGGUAAGGUCUCUGAAAAGCGGAAUACCGUCGAUUGCAGUGUUUUGUAACCGGAGUCCUCGAAUCAUGCGACCAGUAUGGAUUAAUUUCCUCGGGGAACCUCAACCCUACGAUAUUUUACAGCCAGGAAAAGGAAUGAAAAUGAACACCUUCGUAGGUCAUCCUUGGAUGUUCAGAGAUGCAGAAACAGAUGAGGCGCUGAAGGCGAAUAGUAAAGAGAUGUUCCUGCCCAAACCAAUGGAGAAUGGACAGGCUGUCCAGGUUAACAUCACAUUACCAGUCCUCAGCUUGAAGGAGCGUGCCCUCCAGGUAGUGCGGCGCCUGGUCCGUCCAGAGGACUACAGGAGGCUGGAGAUUGCUCGGUGUCUCCAUGAGGAGCUGGAGGACCGUCCCAGCGUGCUGAAGGACCUGAUGCGCAUCGCCCAGCGCGUGGAACAGCGCCUCCUAGAAGACAGGCAGCAACCCCAGGAUGCAUGAGGAGCAACUUAGAGUAGGAGUGCUUAUAUAGAUAUCGCUAUAUGGAUGGCUCUGAUGUUGAUGUUUCUGAUUCUAUCAAAAUAAUAAGAUGACAGAAUGUAAGAUUGUUUGAUUGGACACUGGGAGGUCAGGGUUGAAUUCACUGCUGUAGCGACUACCGCGGAUCUUCUCCAUUUUUUUUAUUUUUAUUGUUGCAAUUGUUUAAUAUGGUCUUCGUAGCUUAGGAAAAAAAUGUGUAAACCAAUUCAGUGGUCUGACUUUAGAGAAAGGAUCAUCAACAUGAUUCAGCUGCUGGCUGUUUUUUUGUUCUUGCGGAAUGUCAGGUGGUUGGAACAUAAUUACAAUUUAUUUGUAGACUGCAAAAUCACUGCAAGAAGCCCAAACAUUUAUAAGAUUUGACGAAAGCAUAAUAAUUUCAAACCUUGCUUACAUUUGUGCACGGUUACAUAGCUCUCUUUUUUGCCACAUGGGAAUACUUUGGAACAGAUUUCUGAAAUUUCAAUCACUUGGAGCUGAUUUGAUUUUUUGUUAAAGUUUUUUUUAUGUCCAUAUAUAUAUAUAUAUA